AUGGAGAAAUCUAAAAAAGAUGGUAUUCUUGCACUGACUUCAGGAUUCCUUUGCAUGUUUGUAAGAUUAAACCUUAUCCCAUUCAUCAUUAAAACUUAGUGCUUGGGAGUUAGUUAUUUGACUGGAAAUCUUAACCCAUACAUUACGGACUAUUAUCGUCAAUAUGAUAAAAGUAUUUCCGAUUCAACUGUGUACUUAAUGUCACCUGUUGCAAGCAUAGCAACAACAAUAUUCGCUCCUAUUGGAGGAUUCCUGGCGAAAAAAUACAGUCCAAGAGUAAUUAUUGCAAUUGGAUUGCUUAUUGGAACCAUAGGUUUCAUAGCAGCAUCAUUUCAAAGAUAAAUUUGGGCAUUUAUUCUAUUCUACUCAUAUAUCUCUAUCUUUAACUAAGCUUGGCUUUAUUUCCCAAAGAACAAAGGACUUGCAGGAGGAAUAUCAUUUAUUGGAGUCGGAAUGGGGCCACUUAUCUUCGGACUUUUAUCUGAUGUAGUCAUUAAUCCAAAUGACCUAGGAAUGGAUAUUCACACAAACCUAUAUCCAAGGUCAGUCCUAGACAACUUAAUGACAUUUGUGAGGAUUAUUGGGCUUUUUUGGUUCUUAGUAUUAGGACUUGCAAUAAUAAUCUUAUAACCACACCCAGACACACUUAAUCCUAAUGCUCUGGGAUCCCCAAAAAGUGAGGGAAAGAGUCUUGUUACAGUAAGAGUAUAUGAUCCUAUGAGAAUCAGUUCAAUGACUAUUGAUUCUGACAAUGAGGAUGUUUAAGAGAGGCAUAAACUUAAGAUGGGAUAUAACGAUAACAUCUAAGAUGGUUACUUGGAAACAAGGGAGAGCAUUGAAAUAGCAAAUGAAAUAAAGACAAAAAAAUAAAAAUCAGCAUUAAGUGUGGCUUUGCAGUCACGAUAAUUCUUUAUUGGAAACUUUUUGGCCUCUUAAUACAAGACUUAUGGACUUUCAGUGGGCCUUCCCAAUAGAUAUUUGACAUUACUGGGAUCUAUUGCUUUUAUUUUUGGAGCUAUUAGAUUCAUUUGGUCUUAUUCAGUUGAUAGAUUCUCCUUCAAAUUCAGCUAUACUAUUGUCCUUUUGAUUCAAAUUGUGAUAAGCUUGUCUUUCAGAUUUGUAAAGGAUAGUAAGGCACUCUACUUUAUCUGGAUAUGCGCAAUUAUUUUCACUGAGGCUGGACACUUUGCAAUGUUUCCUACAGCUGUUGCAAAGCUUUUUGGUGAUUUGGCUCCUUAAGUGUAUGGAAUUCAGUUCACAGCUUUUGGAUUAUCAUCGGUGGUUUCAACAAUAAUUGUUUACUUUACACUUGAUAGUAUUGGACAUGAAUUCUACUUUAACGUAGGUGCUGCUACUAGUGCCUUCUCCUUGUUAAUUUUACUUGUGUUUUUCAAAGAAACAAAGGUUAGAUAUUGA
Molecule: messenger RNA, 1416 nt
Organism: Stylonychia lemnae
Lineage: Eukaryota; Ciliophora; Spirotrichea; Sporadotrichida; Oxytrichidae
Source: the annotation of a GenBank genome assembly